Messenger RNA from Astyanax mexicanus (Mexican tetra), 2799 nucleotides. RefSeq names its product wingless-type MMTV integration site family, member 7Bb (gene wnt7bb). NCBI's taxonomy places the organism in Eukaryota, Metazoa, Chordata, Actinopteri, Characiformes, Acestrorhamphidae. Gene Ontology annotation, biological process: multicellular organism development; neuron differentiation; positive regulation of JNK cascade. Bases 495 to 1565 code for a protein of 356 amino acids. The transcript is spliced from 4 exons. Gene Ontology annotation, molecular function: cytokine activity; frizzled binding. The record is from RefSeq and is a predicted model, not a curated record. Gene Ontology annotation, cellular component: extracellular region.
CGGAAGGAAUUUAAGAUGUCGUCAGAGCACGAGGAGCAGCAGUCGAUGCUGGUCGGUGCAUAGCAAGCAGCGCGCGCUGGGAAAGUGAGUGAGAGAGCUAGAGAUAGAAAAAGGGAGAGAGAGAGAAACAGAGAGAGCGUGUGUGAGGGAAAGAGAGAGAGAGAGAGAGAGAGAGAGAAACAGAGGAAACUUGAGAAGGCACGGCAGGUUCACCUGAGCAGGCGAAGGGACUGGAAGGAAACAUAACUCCUUUUGAAACAAAGAGCGCGCGCUGGAGGAAUGCAGCCGUGACCUCGCGCUCUACCUCGCUCCACUCCAAAUCCUCACGUUGCGCACAAAAACACACACUUACACACACGCACCGCGCGCGCGCGCACCCGCGAGCUCCAAGAGUUUGCGCCCUUUCAGCAUGGCUCUGGACGUCUCGCGCCGGACCACCAGAAGCGCGCUCGCGCCGAGCAGAUGCCGCCACUGUAGCCGCACGGGCUGAACGCAUGCCCAGUGGACGAACCAUGCCCACCCCGCCAGUGAGUCUGCGGACCUGCAACCUGCUGCUCUGCUUCGGCAUCGUCUACCUGAGGCUCGGGGCCCUUUCCUCCGUGGUGGCCCUGGGUGCCAACAUCAUCUGCAAUAAGAUUCCGGGCCUGGCUCCUCGCCAGCGGGCCAUCUGCCAAAGCCGCCCAGACGCCAUCAUCGUAAUAGGUGAAGGAGCUCAGCUGGGCAUCAAUGAGUGUCAGUACCAGUUCCGCUACGGCCGCUGGAACUGCUCGGCCCUGGGGGAGCGCACAGUCUUUGGCCAGGAGCUACGAGUAGGCAGCAGGGAGGCAGCAUUCACCUACGCCAUCACAGCCGCAGGGGUGGCCCACGCAGUCACAGCAGCCUGCAGCCAGGGCAACAUGAGCCACUGUGGCUGCGACCGCGAGAAGCAGGGCUACUACAACCAGGAGGAAGGCUGGAAGUGGGGCGGCUGCUCAGCUGACAUCAAAUAUGGAAUUGAGUUCUCCCGGAGGUUCGUGGACGCUCGCGAGAUUAAAAAAAAUGCUCGCCGGCUGAUGAACCUUCACAACAACGAAGCAGGAAGAAAGGCGCUGGAGGAGCGGAUGAAGCUGGAGUGUAAGUGUCAUGGCGUGUCGGGGUCCUGCACCACUAAGACAUGCUGGACCACGCUACCAAAAUUUAGGGAGAUCGGCUAUAUGCUGAAGGACAAGUACAACAAAGCAGUUCACGUGGAGGUGGUCCGGGCCACCAGACUGCGCCAGCCCACCUUUCUGAAGGUGAAGAAGACGCACGGUUACCAAAAACCCCUGGAGACAGACCUGGUGUACAUUGAACGCUCGCCGAAUUACUGCGAGGAGGACGCUAAGACCGGCAGCGUGGGGACACAGGGGAGGCUGUGUAACCGAACGUCUCCGCACACAGACGGCUGCGACCUCAUGUGCUGCGGCCGAGGCUACAACACACACCAGUACACCAAGGUGUGGCAGUGUAACUGCAAGUUUCAGUGGUGCUGCUUCGUCAAAUGCAACACUUGUAGUGAGAGGACAGAGGUGUUCACCUGCAAGUGAGCAGGUGUGGACUGGGGGAGGGAACUUGGAGACCUUGGAGAACCCAAGGAAUGAAAAGAGCUAAUAUGUUUUGGAAUAUCACGGAAUGGGAAUGGAAUGGGAAUGGUACACUAUCAGCUCUUCAUGGCAUCGUUUUGCACAGCAGACUGUUUUAUAUUUGCUUUCCAGUAGAGGUUAAAUGCUAAACUCUGUCAGUAGGUUUAAGCCCAGCUCUCUAAGCUGAGUUUAACUACCAGAAGCUCAUGCACUGAUGUAUCCUCACUGACUCGAAAGAAAGGACUUCAGGAUACAUGCCGUGCACUGGACCCGAGCAUUGCAUUCUGGGAUCUGUACAUUUUCCAUUCCAAAGGAAGCUCACCAACAAAACGCAAAAAGGAGGCUGCAAGAAUUUCAGUACUGGAACCAGUGACUGGAACUGUUUAAACUGUUAAAAACAGGACUGGUUACGUUAACCUGACUUAUAUAUAACAGAGACAGAGAGAGAAAGAGAAAGAAAGAGGACUGAACAAUGAGGAACAGACAUUGUAGCUCACAAUCUUAAGCUCUGUAAAGAUGAAAAUGGAACUGAACUACAGAAUGCGGACAGUGCAGACUGUAAAACGGAGACGUUGCUACAAGAAGCCUCCUACUGCCAACUGGAAUGUGGUGGAAUAUGUUAGCUGUCCAGUCACACUGGAACUGUCUGUUUGAACACUGAAAAAAUAUUUUUUUUAUUUAUGUUAUAGUCUCUUAAAAAAGCAAAGCACUAACGGGUAGAAAUGUCUUAUUUUGUACUAAGUGUAAAGAAAAACAGAGAGAUGGAUAAAAAGAACUCUUUGUAGAAACUCAUGACUGAAGGUGCGCGUCUUCUAAACUUAAGGCCCCCAGGUUCUCUGACAGAAACGUUUUUAAUCUAAAAUGGUUUAAGCAUUAACGGUGUGUUGACUUCAGAAACCACUUUUUUAGCACAGUUUACGGUUUACUUAUUUAACAUUGGUUCUACUUUGCUGUAGCCUAGCCUUAGUGUGCAGUAAAGUAUGCACUACAAUUUGGAUCAUUCUUCAUUUUGAAACUUAGAAAGUAGCAAACAAAAAGUUUUUAUGUUAAAUAAAAAAGUCAAAUUAUUUUAAGGUCUUUGCUCAACUCAUGAAAUUAAAAAUGUUGCUGGAUGUGUUGUCGAGUGCUGCACUGAUAUAUUUUUUCUAUUCUGGUACGUUGCAAAUGAAACUAAAUAAAUAUGCAUUUGACUGACUGA